Messenger RNA from Effrenium voratum, 762 nucleotides. The record is from the annotation of a GenBank genome assembly. NCBI's taxonomy places the organism in Eukaryota, Dinophyceae, Suessiales, Symbiodiniaceae.
AUGUCUGCCAACGGGGAGUUUCAUGACUUCAAGAAGAAGGUCUUGAAAGCAAGUUUGGAAGAAAUAGACGCACAGGCGAAGCAUGCGCAGACUAUGUGGAACUUCCUCAUCGCCUUCGCGGGCAAGAAGCCCCACUUCCGGUCCUUGAUCAUUCAGGUCUUUCACAAGCUCAUGCAAGUCCCCAGUUGGGUGGCUGCAUGGGAAGCCGAUUCAGAGCUGCACAAGCAAGUCCAAACCCUGCACGAGGACGAUCUGCAAUCAGCCCUGGGAGCGCAGCAUGAGGCCUUGAAGAAGUCCAUCGCGCCCUCGGCACUGAAGUCGGUGACUUUGGUGAAGCCCGAAGAACAGCCAGAGGAGGUGCGACUGGCUAUGGAAAGAGAGCGGAUGAUAGAUGCCAUCAAGGAGGAGGACGAGGAAGACGAGCCUGAGGAUGAGCCAGCUGAUAAGCCAGGACCGGGACUAGCUGCUUUGGAGGAAGGCAUUGAUGCAGUGGCUGGCAUCGACGAGCCUGCCAAGAUGGACUCCGGGGGCAUCCCUGCGUUGAACAAGCUCCGCAUCGGCUGCAUCCGCUGUGCUGGUGAGGAAGAGAGCUUUCUACAAGAGGUGGAGCAUGCGCCCAACGUGUUUAACUUCCUGUUCAGCUUGAUCAAGCAGAAACCUAGUGCGAUUCAGGGUGUGGCCGAGGUCAUGAACCAGCUGAUGGCCAGCCAAAGCUGGGGCUCCGUCAUGGAGAAGAAUCGACUUUUGCAGGAGAUCGUCUGA